Molecule: messenger RNA, 3638 nt
Organism: Rhopilema esculentum
Lineage: Eukaryota; Metazoa; Cnidaria; Scyphozoa; Rhizostomeae; Rhizostomatidae
Molecular function (GO): protein binding
Source: RefSeq, a predicted model, not a curated record
GAGCAUUCGAUCUCCUUCCGCAAGGCGACGGUCAUCUGCUGGAAUGAGGAUCGUAAUGAAAUUCCAAAAGGGAGGAACUCGCAUUAGAUGAUUGCCAUUAUCUUAAACAUGUACUUGUAUAUUAGAGAAGUAUAACGAUAAAACUAGCCCUUUGAUGGCAUGUUAUUUGUAUGCCCAACAUGGGAGAUAAUCACGGUCAGACAUCAGCGUUUCGACAAGUCGAGGAUUGGCUGCGCUCUAUGGGCCUAAUUUGUUAUGCUCAGCCGUUUUACGACAAUGGCUAUGAAAAUCUGGAAAUAUGUAGGCAAAUAACGGAGGAAGACCUGAACGUGAUUGGCAUCUCUAAUGUCAAGGACAAGAAUGACAUCUUAGCUGGUGUUUGUCGCCUGAAACAGAAAGCCGUUUAUUUUGAAUUGGAGCCAGAAAAGGAAGAAGCAGAGGCAGUUGUCUUUCGUAAACUCGACCCAUUUGUACUCAAAAUGCGCGUUAAAUCUGAAAUGGAAAAGAGUAAUAUACAGCUUACAGAACCACCAUAUUUCUAUCCUGAUGGUUCUCUUGGGUCAUUGGAAUCUCUCGCUGAACAGCUCAGUUACAAACUAGAGACCUUUGUGGAAGAUGUGCUAAAUGCUCUUGACCAAUUCAGGCGCAAGCAGCUGCCCGCAGGACUGUACAAUGAUGUCAAUGAAAUGAUGGAUAUGCAGCGGCAACAGGAACAGAAGAAAAAAAUCAAUAUAAAGACAAUUUCUCCACCCAAACCUAAACGAGAAAUUAGAGAAGAACCGAAAGACUAUUUAAAUGUAGAGACGCCAUUUAAGCGGACUUCAAGUUUGUCAGUGCACGAUAAGAGAAUAACAAAAAGCACGACAAAUCUUGCUGAUAUGGAUUUGGACCGAAAACCUGUUGGCGCUAGCAAGAAAGAUAAAAAAUCGAAGCAGGUAUCAAAAAGCUAUUCGACGCGAGAGAAAAGCAAAAAUCUGCUUGGACUGAAUGUGCGGAAGAAGUCGACGGGUAGUGAUAAGAAAGGGCAGAAGAACAGAGAGUCGUUUGUUGCUAAAGACUUGACUUUUAAUCAGCAACAACUGAUUGAACUCCAGACGAAGGUGAAGCAUGGAGAAAUCUCGCAAGCUUACGUUGUUGCCCAAGCUACCGAGAAUUAUCGGCAAUCCAUUUUGGGCGAGCCGUCCCAUAUGAAAGGUAUAGACAAGCAUCAGCUCACAAAGAAAGAAAAGAAGAAAUUAGAAAAAGAAGAGAAAAAGCGAAAGAAAAUCGAACGCGGGAGACCCUCGGGACAUUCAAUGUUCUACACCACAGAUCGGAGUGAUAGCAAUGCAGAUGGACGAUCAACAACGCCGCUCCUGGAUCAGGAUGAAUCACAAUUCGAUGACAUUGUGUCUUUGGGACAUUCGUCCGGAAGUGACAUCAGUAGAGAAAGCCCGGACUUGCGGUCCUUUGGCGAUAAGAAAUUGCACAAAGCUGAUAAUGGUCAUGCAGGGUUUCUUGGGGAUGGGUCGCCGAACACUUCAGCCGGAAAUAUCAACAUUGAUCGAUGGAGUUCGGAAAGACGAAGCACAGGCUCCAAGAGCAGAUCAAACAGCGUGAGAUCAUUAUCAAAACCUGCCAAGAACCCUCCACCCGUCCCUAUAUCCAAAGAUCAGGAAUCCAGUUUUCAAAAUCAGGACUCCCGGCCCGAAGACAGCGCAUUGCAAGGAUCGCCUGCCGGUAAACGAUCCUUAAAACCCACCUUAUCGGCUCCUUCACCAUCAAAGAUGGCAAUAGGCCAGCGAAAGUUCUCACCAACUCAUUCAAACCAUAGCGAUACUUCUUCUGAGCAGGUUUCCUUUCAGAAUAAGCUCAAAGCUUCAUCCUUUGAUUCUAUGUCCAAAGGCAACAACGGUGAUAAUGUCUUUCAAGUUAAAUCCUUUCCCUUUGCGGCUCAAGACUUACAAGAAAUUAAACUAAAAUCAAAUGAAAUAAAAAGACGCUCGAUGUGCCCAACAAAUAAUAGGAAUAAUGAUAGCUUGAAUAAUGAACAAUCUGAAGUGACAGAUGAACGCUUAAAUCCACCUCUUGCAUCCGCAACGGCUCCUCCAAAGCCGCCUGAUAGGGCUAAUGCCCCAAAUGACGUAAAACCAAUACCAAGCCAGAAGCCCGAGGAAGUUACAGUUCCAGUUAAAAACGAUGGGUUCAAUGCAAAUGUUGAAGUAAAACCGAAGGGGGAAACAGAGAAAAAGCUUCCUGUCCCUCCACCUAGGAGAAUACCAAACACCACCGCAACCAAGGACACUGAAAGUAAAGAUACUGUAACACAUGGUGAUCAAAAGCCGGUCAUCCCGCCACGGAAAAGAAGAAGCAUUUCUUUGGAGCCAACAAACGCGAACGAGGCCACUCCAACAGUGCCACUGGCCGGCAAGAAGGCUGAUUCUAUUCCAGGUGCUUCUAAACCAACGACAAAACCGAAGCCGGUUUUCCCGCCUCGUCAAUUACGGGAAAUCAAAGAACCUGACAAAGAGCACACUAUUCAAGGUUUACAUCAAACUGAAGAGACUAAGAUUAAAACCGAGGUUAAACCUACACAGGUCGAAACGAAAGAUGCAUAUAUUGAUGUGGACACUAGAAAGCAAGGACCGACGUUAAGACUUCGCUCGCUUGAAGAACUUAUUCAAAUGAAAUUAGACAAGGAAGAUAUAGAGAUCUCGGAAUUUCCAUACACAAAUCAGCACGGUGGAUGGAGUGUGCCUUUCCCGUUAGUCGCUCGAUAUUCUGCGGAACUUGAAAAGCCGCUCGAACCAGUGAUUAAAAGCAUGGAUACAGUGCGAUGCGAGCAUCUGCAGCAGAAAGGAAGAGCAACAAAACGAGCGGUUCUUAUGGAAGUGCUACAGACGUCAGACUUUGAUGCGAUCACAACCUCAGUUGAAGCUUGGUUGAUAUCUAUCGGCUUGCCAAUGUUUAGCAAGGACUUUAAAGAAUGCGGCGUGCUUUCGUUCGAAGGGCUUCAUGAUCUAGCGAGGGAAGACGUGCUCGGUAUGGGCAUAUUCGAUAUUAGACACGUGAAUGAACUGAUGAAAAGGCUCAGCGGGGAUAAAUAACGCAAAUUUAUUUUUGUACAAAUAUAAAUAUCUUUAUCAAAACUAUGCGUAAUUGACUCAAACCCUUUUGUAUAGAUAGGACCUGUAUUUAAAGGGAUGUGCUUGCUGAAUGAAUGGAAAUUGUUUUUUGGUUGCAGACAGGAAGCUGUUAAAAUAGUAUUUUAUUUUCAAAUUCGGUUUUUCAUCGGUUUAAUAUUAUGUCAUGCUUUUUCAGCUUAAACAAUUUCUUGUAUCCUUCUCGCAUCUUACUUGAGCUGUAACUCGCAGUUAAACAAUGUACAGACCCAAAAAAGCAUGAGUAGGACCGACGUUUGUAUAUGGAUGCGUUCGCUAACUGCACAUGGCCAACAAUAAAAUUUUAGUUUGAACUUACUCUCAAGGCAUAGCGUAGAGUUUUAUUUUUUAGAAGUAGUUAGGUGCAGGAAGUUGUCUUUUUUAUGUCGGAUUUCAUUGUCAAGCCUUUUUGGAAGGUUGUAAUUUGUUGCGCUGUUUGGUAGACUUUGAAUAGAUUUGCUCUUUUCUGUUAUUCUUUUUCAUUGCACUGUAACAAAA